AUGAAGAUGUUUUCUUAAUACUAUGCCGGCCCAUCGGAGUUCAAACUACUCUUGCAAUGCUCUUGAAAUUAAUUUCAGUUCUCAAACAUAACCUCAAAGAAAUUGAAGCAAACUGACGGUUGAAAAGAAUAAUUAAUCGAAUGUUAUAGAUCAAUGGUAUCUGAAAGUGCGUUCUUUAACGAUGUUUAAUAUUGAAAAAACUACAAAUAAAAAUAAAAAAUUGUUACGUAAACAAACAUAUUUGAAACCACCAGAAACAGUAUAUAUUAUUCACAAGUGAUGCAUAUUUAUUAAUUAAAUAAAAAUGUGAAUAAAAAGAAUAUGUUGGUAAUAUUCUUUUUAUUUUGCUUUACUUCUGACAGUAUUGUUUACACGAAUCUCUUAACAAAAGUUAUUAAAUUUGCCAAUAUAUGUAUAAAUUCGUGAAUUUUGAAAUGGAAUUCAACAAUAUUUACCAAUGACAGAAUCACAAAACAAUAUUAUUGAAAGCACAUCGCAAAAAAUGGCUACUACCUGGCAUCAACAAGUGUUUGCACUCGAUGCAAAAUACAAUACAUUGCGAGCUAAUAAACUACCUAAUCCUAGUUUAGGUAUGUUAUACAUUCGUCGAAGGAAUCAGCUGCUCCGUGAAAAACUAUCCAAAGAUCCAGAAAUUGGUGCACAAUAUCUGAAAUUGAGAUCAGAAUUAUUACAUCGGCGUUACGGAGAGAGGCAAGAGCAGAAUAGUGUGGGAAGUCACACAAUCAGCGAAGAAUCAUCGGAAAACAAAAUAAAGCACCACCUUGUGCAACGAAAAUCAACAGCAGAGAACUUUGCAUUUGCUGGAGUCCAUCAUGUUUUUGAUCAGCACAAGACGGCCGUAACAAUGCUCAAGUUUGCCAACAACGACAGAUCCAAAUUGUGCUGUGCAUCACUGGACGGUACACUGUCCAUAUGCGAGGUCAUAAGCACAUCUCCGAAAGUAAUCGCUCUCUUGGAAGGUCAUCGUAACGGCGUGACUGCACUCGAUUGGAGCAUUAGCAACGAUCUGAUAGUUUCCUCCUCUUUGGAUGCAACAAUAAGGCUUUGGAGAGUAUGCACAGACGCAGAGCCGGUUUGCUUGCGAGUAGUGAAUGACCAACAACGAGCAGAGGUUUUAUGCUGCAAUUUCAUACCUGCCAAUAAUAAUUUAAUAGUAGCUGGCAAUUCUCAGGGAUUGAUUCAGAUCUCGAACGUAUCCACCGGCAUAUAUACACGCGGCGGAUCUUGCAAGAUUGGUGGAAAGAUUCUUUCCCUCGCAUGCGAGGGCAGCGGUGGUUCGGUGAUCUGGGCCGGCAAUGACAGAGGUGUUAUAGUGUCUUUCCGAUUGGAACCUGGCAUAGGACGGCUGACAAAGUUGCAAAGAGUACAGGAGACCGGUGGGAUGAUAACUAGUCUUUCUUGGCGCUCCUGGCUAUCCAAGGAUGCGCCUUGGGCAGCGUUGCUGGUGAGCAGCGCGUGCAACGCCGUAUUAUUAUAUCGCGUUGCGGACAAUCACGGUUCUUUAUGCUUCUGGAGAAAGUACCCUGUCAAGCAUAGGCAUUAUCCAUUGAGAUCUACCUUCUGCCCACAAAUGGGCGCGUCUUUAAUAGCCACUGGAUCGGAAGACGGGGCUAUUCAUCUGUUAGAUUCAGCGAGGGAGGGAAAAGCCGCAAGAAUCAAUCGGCUGCACGGUCACGCAACGCCUACAUUAGCUUUAUCGUUUAAUUAUGAUGAGUCUCUAUUGGCAUCCGCGGAUCACGACGGUCUGAUUAUUCUAUGGCGCAAUCACCAACGUCAUUUGUGAAGUAUUACUGCGUAGAGCAUUCAUUAAACUAAAAAAUUAAAAUAAAAUUUAUAUUUCUCGUAGAGAUUCUGUAGUUCUAAGACAAUUUAGUAAAAAAUAAUAUAAUACAAUAUCAAGAGUGUAGUAUAAAGUGCGAUGUAUAAAGUUGUACAUAGAUUCAUUCAGCGUAAGAUAAUAAAGAUGAUUUUAAUAUUAA
Messenger RNA from Linepithema humile (Argentine ant), 2000 nucleotides. Its product is annotated as WD repeat-containing protein 13. The record is from RefSeq and is a predicted model, not a curated record. Gene Ontology annotation, cellular component: nucleus. Lineage: Eukaryota; Metazoa; Arthropoda; Insecta; Hymenoptera; Formicidae. Gene Ontology annotation, molecular function: promoter-specific chromatin binding; protein binding.